Molecule: messenger RNA, 846 nt
Organism: Hippopotamus amphibius kiboko
Lineage: Eukaryota; Metazoa; Chordata; Mammalia; Artiodactyla; Hippopotamidae
Gene: PRSS57
Product: serine protease 57
Exons: 5
Coding region: 1-846 (281 amino acids)
Biological process (GO): proteolysis
Molecular function (GO): serine-type endopeptidase activity
Source: RefSeq, a predicted model, not a curated record
AUGGGGCCCGAGGUCGGGGGCCGGGACCGCCUGCUGCUGUCUGUGACGGCCGCCCUGAUACUGUCCAUGAGGCCUCCAGGCUCCUGGACGGCCCGGAUCAUCGGGGGCCACCAGGUGACCCCCCACUCCCGGCCGUACAUGGCGUCCGUGAGUUUCCAGGGCCAGCACCACUGCGGGGGCUUCCUGCUGCGGGCCCGCUGGGUCGUGUCGGCCGCCCACUGCUUCAGCGACCGGGACCCCCGGAUGGGCCUGGUGGUGCUGGGGGCCCACGACCUGCACACCGCAGAGGCCACGCGGCAGGUGUUCAGCAUCUCAGCUGUCUUCACGCACCCCAGCUACCAGCCGGCCUCCCACACCAGUGACAUCUGUCUGCUGCGGCUGAACAGCUCUGCCAUCCUGGGUCCUGCAGUGGGGCUACUGGGGCUGCCGCAGAGGCCACCCAGGGCCGGGGCACGGUGCAAGGUGGCCGGCUGGGGCUCCGUGUCCGACUUCGAGGAGCCGCCGCCUGUGCUGAUGGAGGCCGAGGUCCGCGUGCUGGGCCUGGAUGUCUGCAACAGAUCCUGGAGGGGGCAGCUGAAUGCUGCCAUGGUCUGCACCCGCAGUGAGGACCACCGGCGACGCGGCUUCUGCUCGGCAGACUCUGGGGGGCCGCUGGUGUGCGGAAAUCGGGCCCAUGGCCUCGUGUCCUUCUCUGGCCUCUGGUGCGGUGACCCCAGGACCCCCGACGUGUACACACAGGUGUUCGCCUUCGUGACCUGGAUCUGGGAUGUGGUUCGGCGGGGCCCACAAGGCCCCCCGCCCAGCCCCCCGCCCAGGACCACUGGGGGCCCUGCAGGAGUCGCCUGA